AUUCAUUCAGUUUAUUGAAUUCAAGUGAAACAAAGUCUUGAUACGAGCACCAAAGAAACUAAAGGAGAAGAACCCAGUUUGUGAGGAAAGAUUUCGAAACAUUGCGGGGGUUACUCCUCUCUGUUGGUGCCUUCCAGAAGAGUAUAAAAGCUUAGCUCCGAGUCAAGCGGAAGUUAGUGAGCGGAAGAACAUGGAAAACCAUUCACAGACCCGGAUACUGAUGUGGCUGUGGAUCUGCCUGGUGAUACGGCUGUCUGUUGGCUCCGCCCAAGGCACCAUGACCACAAUCUGCGUGGAGAUCAGGCCCAGUGGACCGCAGGAGGAGCCCUACUACAUGUGUCGGGGAGCCAACUUCGGCGGCGAGAACGGACAGCAGAGCUGUGUGGAAGUCCGGAACCAAGGCGAACAGGGCGAGCCUCUCUACAUGUGCCGGGGCGUGGAAUACUUUGGUCCUGGUGGCGAAAGUCGUCCUCUACCAGAGAACUUUCCCGGAGAGCCUCAUACCUUUCCGUCCUUUCCCGCCUUUGGAGGCGGGAAAUUUCAACAGCCCUUGGCCAAGGAAGAAGUCCCACCUACGCAUCCGCCGACAUACCAGGACCAGCCCCUCCAGCCUCAGCCUUCUUUUGAGCAGCCGCAACCCGCCGCCCAGUAUGGAUUCCCCGGAAAUCCCAUGGCUGCCCCUGCAUUUUCACCUCCGGCGCAGCCGUAUGGCCUGCCAGCAGUUCCUCACCCACCUCUUGGCGGCCCAACAGCAGUUUCACCAGGAGUUCCAGUUGGCCCAGGCCCAACGGCCACGGCCUCUCCGCAUGAUCCUGCAGCGGCUGCGAGAGCGGCGAAACUCCUCAGGGAUCACAUAGUGGGGAGCAGUCGCCAUCAGCCGGGCCUCAAUGAAGAUGUCCUGGCAAUGCCGAAUAUAGGACAUGAUAAGGAGGAGCUCAACCAGCAGUAUCGUCGGCCAGUGGAACAGCAAAUGGUCUGGGUUCCGCUGACGCACUCCCAAGAUCCCCAGAACGAUCCCGUGAUGAAGGCGUUUUACAAGAGCCUGGCAGCAGAGCCAGUUGUAAGCCAAGCAGGUCCAGGUUAUGCUCCGCCGCAAGAGCCCUACCAACAGAAUCCAGCUCCGCCCACGCUGCCACCAGCGCCCCCAGCUUACAUCCAACCAGAGGGGCCCAAUAACUAUUGCAGCGAGUGCAGUGCUUCCACUCCAGCAGUCCAAUGUCCGGUCAAUCCGGAAAAUGGAAUGAGUUACAUUCCCGCCUGUCCCAGCUUCCAGCCGGUCAUCAUAGCCAUGCCCUGCUAUGGUUCCCAUCAACCUGUGAAUUACAUGCCCGUCGCAAGACCAGGACCCCCAGUGUUACGAGCUCAAGUGGGUUCACCCUUUGGAGUGCCUCCACCCUUCGGAGGGGCGUUUGGACUGGGCGGCCAGGUGGGAAGUCCCUUUGGGGGGAACCCUCAGAUGGGAGACCAUCAUGUCGGUGGCCCCUUUGGCAUGGGCUUGGGCCUGAAUCCCAUUCUAAAUCCAUUCGGAUCAUUUGGAAACCUUAAUCCAUUCAAUCCCUUCAACCGCGUCCUCGGAUCUCCAGGUUCUGCAACACCACCACCGCAGCCCAACUUAUUCCAGAAUGUAUUCCAGCCUUUCGAGGGGGUAGAGAGCACCACGACUUCUGACUCCUCUUCAUCCAUGGAUUCACCCACUGAAAGAUCCGGAAAGCUCAAUUUCUCUGCCAGCACUCCCGCGUCUCCCAGUACAACACAGAGUGUAACUGUGGGAGCUGCUCACGAAAGUACGGAUGAUCAGGAUUCGGAUGAGGAUGACGAAGACGAAGAUGGUGCGGAUCAGGUGACCACUGCCAUUCCGGCUUUCGAAGAUGAUGCAUCCGCCUCUGACGCCGAUUCGAAGGAACUGACGGCAAAGCAGCUGGUGAACAAGGCAUCCGAUCUCCUGAAACCAGAGAAGAGAAAGCGACACAAUUCCCGAUCCAAUAGUCCUCAGAAACGAAAAUAUCUUCAGCAGUUGUAGCUGUCAAAAUUAAGGACUUAAAAAAUAUUAAACUUUAAUAUAAAAAUAA
Molecule: messenger RNA, 2069 nt
Organism: Drosophila ananassae
Lineage: Eukaryota; Metazoa; Arthropoda; Insecta; Diptera; Drosophilidae
Product: extensin
Exons: 2
Coding region: 191-2020 (609 amino acids)
Source: RefSeq, a predicted model, not a curated record